AUGUCCGCAGGGCCCCAGAGCGAAGAGCAGCCGCUACACCACAGGAGCUGGGGGAAACAGAGACGCCCCAAUUAUUCCCUGCCUGAUUCUGGGGCAAGGAGAACCCAGACGUGGAUGGUGAAGAUGGAGUGUCUCAGACCAGUCUUUGUCCUGCUGCUGGCUGGGAUCUUCAUGAAAGGCCCUCAGGUCCAAUGUUUCUCCCUCCGCAAGAGAGACCUCUUCUCCGUCAGAGAGUCAUCCCUGGACAUGGCCCUCAGCUCCUUUGAUGACCAGUACAAGGACUGCGCCAGCAUGAUGGAGGCCGAGCUGGGGGAGCUGAACCGCACCGAGUUGGCCAACAACCGAAACUACGCCGAGACCUGGCUGGAGGCAGCCUCCAGCUGGAAAGAGAUGAAGGACAGGAGCUACAUGCCGCGGGACUUCAAGCCCGAGUACGCCAUCGCCAUCUUGGCCUACACCAGCCAAGGCCCUCUGCACAAGCAGCCCCUUCACCAGGAGUUCAACGCAGCCGUGAGAGAGGCAGGCCGCACCCGGGACUUUUACCUCAACAACUUCAACUUCAAGACCCUGCACUUCCUCCUGACCAGAGCUCUUCACGUCCUGAAGGCCUCCGAGCCCACGAAGUGCCACCAGGUGUACCGCGGAGUCCGGGGCAUCCGCUUCAAAACCGAGAGUCGCAAGCCCGUCCGGUUUGGCCACUUCACGUCCACGUCCCUGAAGAAUGAGAGCGCCCUGAAUUUCGGGCAGGACACGUUCUUCUCCAUAAAGACCUGCUACGGGGUCAACAUCAAGAACUUCUCCUUCUUCCCUGGCGAGGACGAAGUGCUGAUCCCCCCCUUCGAGAAAUUCAAGGUCACCAACUUCACCAGGGCUCAGGACAGAACCUUGAUCCAGCUCCUGUCCCUGGACAGCUACAGCAACCACAACUGCGAGUAUGUGAAAGAGAAAAGAUGCAAGACCCGGAGAUGCAUUUUCAGCUCCGGAAUGAGCAGUUUCUCCUCUGGAGUAGAGUGCCUGUACCUCCUCAGUGGAGUUCUUCUGGUGGCAAGCGCUUUGGGAACACCCGACUUCCUUUGACAUCCUACUCAGCAUGCUCGCUCUCUCCCAGAGCUGUCAUUAAAACUCGGUAGAAAUUUCUUCGAGGAAAAAGGACAUGAAGAAAGAAACCCUGGAUCCCAUCUGCUGGUGUCUCAGGCCCGAGGAGACCAUUGUGAUCAUCUGCCCUGACCUCCUGCAUCUCGCAGGCCCUAGAACUGCCCGGGAUUAAUUCCUGUUUGAACCAGAGCAGAUCUUUGAGGAAAAACCUCCCAUCUUGACUGAAACGGGGCAAGUGAUGGAGAUACACCUGAUCCUUGCUAAAUUGUUCAAUUACCCUCAGUGUUAAAAAUUUCCACUUAGUCUGUAGUCCCAAUUUGUCUACCUUCAACGCCCAGCCAUCGAGUCUUGUUCGACCUUUGCCUGCUAGUUUUAAGAGCCCGCUCUAAUCCAGUUUCUGUUCCCCGUUAUAAGUGCUGAUAGAAUGCAAUCAUGUCACUCCAGAACCGUCUCCUCAUUACAAGACUGAGCUCAUUGAGUUCCUGGGGCAGCCUUGCAUUGGUCCCCCGAGAAAGUUCUGUCUCCUGCAUGGAGGAGCUUUCCCCCUGCUGUCGAGAGUCCCAUUGUGCCACUUAUUACUGUUUAAUUUAUCAAUUUGUUCCAAAAACUCCUCUAUUGACACCUCCAUCUGGGACAGUUCCUUGGAUUUGUCACCUAAAAGAAUGGCUCAGGUUUGGGAAUCUCCCUUCCACCCUCAGCGUGAAGACCGAUGCAAAGAAUUCAUUUAAUUUCUCUGCAAUGGCCUUAUGGUCCUUGAGCACCUCGAUCGUCCAGUGGCCCCCUGGUUUUUUAGCCUGCUUCUGAUUUACCUAAAAAAAAUAGCUAUUACUUUUUCAGUCUUUGGCUAGCUAUUCUUCAAAUUCUUUUUUGGCCUUCCUAAUUAUAUUUGUACACUAUCUUUGCCAGAGUUUAUGCUCCUUUCUAUUUUCCUCAACAGGAUUUAACUUCCGCUUUUUAAAGGAUGUCUUUUUGCCGCUCACUGCUUCUUUUACUUGGUUGUUUAGCCAGGGUGGCACUUCUUUGGUUCUCUCACUAUGUUUUUUAAUUUGGGGGUAUACAUUUAAGUUGAGCCUCCAUUAUGGUGUCUUUAAAAAGUUUCCAUGCAGCUUGCAGGGAUUUCACUUUUGGCCCUGCACCUUUUAAUUUCUGUUUAACUAACUUCCUCAUUUUUGUAUAGUUCCCCUUUGUGAAAUUAAAUGCUACUGUGUUUGGGCUGCUGUGGUGUUUUCCCCACCACAGGGAUGUUAAAUUUAAGUAUAUUAUGGUCACUAUUACCAAGUGGUCCAGCUAUAGUCACUUCUUGGACCAGAUCCUGUGCUCCACUUAGGACUAAAUCAAGAAUUGUCUCUUCUCUGGUGGGUUCCAGGACUAGCUGCUCCAAGAAGCCGUCAUUUAAGGCGUCAAGAAACUUUAUCUCUGUAUCCUGUCCUGAGGUGACAUGUACCCAGUCAAUUUAGGGAUAGUUGAAAUCCCCGAUUUUUAUUGAGUUUUUUAUUUUUAUAGGCUCUCCAAUCUCCCUGAGCAUUUUACAGUCACUAUCACCAUGCUGGUCAGAUGGUUGGUAGUAUACCCCCACUGCUCUAUUCUUAUUAUUCAAGCAUGGAAUUACUAUCCAUAGAGAUUCUAUGGCACAGUUUGGUUCAUUUAAGUUUUUUACUUCAUUUGGUUCUAUGCUUUCUUUCCCAUAUAGUGCCACUCCCCCACCAGCACGACCUGUUCUGUCCUGAUAGAUUUUGUACCCUGGUAUUACUGCGUCCCAUUGAUUAUCUUCAUUCCACCAAGUUUCUGUGAUGCCUAUUACACUUCUACCUCGAUAUAACGCUGUCCUCGGGAGCCAAAAAAUCUUAGCACGUUAUAGGUGAAACCGCGUUAUAUCAAACUUGCUUUGAUCCACCAGAGUGUGCAGCCCUGCCCCCCUGGAGCACUGCUUUACCGCGUUAUAUCCGAAUUCGGGUUAUAUCGGGUCACGUUAUAUCAGGGUAGAGGUGUAUAUCAAUAUCAAUAUAUUUAAUAUGAGGCACUCUAGUUCGCCCAUAUUAUUUAGACGUCCAGGCCUGAGAGAGACACGGGAGACCCAGAUCCAAAAUCUCUUUUCUACCUGAUUUGGAGCAGGGAUUUAAACACUGAUCUCCUACAUCUCACGCGAGUGCCUUGAGCACCAGGCAAAUGGCGAUUUUGGAUGGGGCUCUCAGUCUCUCUGGCUGGAGCUGUUCCACUUUGUGCAAUGAACUUUAUCUUUUAUUUUUGUUUCUUACAUAACCAACUCUGAUCUCUACUCCUGCUACUUAUAAUCACUUCAAAUCGAUCUUUCUGUAGUUAAUAAAUUUGUUUUAUACUUUA
Malaclemys terrapin pileata is the source of this 3435-nucleotide messenger RNA. RefSeq names its product erythroblast NAD(P)(+)--arginine ADP-ribosyltransferase-like. NCBI's taxonomy places the organism in Eukaryota, Metazoa, Chordata, Testudines, Emydidae. Gene Ontology annotation, molecular function: NAD+ poly-ADP-ribosyltransferase activity; NAD+-protein-arginine ADP-ribosyltransferase activity. The record is from RefSeq and is a predicted model, not a curated record.